AUGUUUGGUGCUCUUGUUACGCAAAUAUUUGUUGACACAAUUAAAUUAUUAACUGGCUAUCAACGUCCAUAUUUUCUUUCUUUAUGCAAUGUUUCACUUGCUUCAUGUACAGCUCCAUUAGAGCAUUCCCCUUCUCCAUCUCCACAUUUGGCUUGUAAUUAUCGAAAUGCAGAUGAAUUGAGAUAUGCCUGGCUAACAUUUCCUUCACUACAUGCAGCAUUCUCCAGUUAUUCUGCUUGUUUUGCAUCUUGUUAUAUUUAUUAUAUGAUUAAUUUACGUGGUGCUCCUUUAUUGAGACCUAUGUUAAUUUUUGGUUUAUUUGGUAUGGCUUUAGUUGAUUCAUUUUCAAGAAUUAAUGGAUAUAAAAAUCAUUGGAGAGAUAUUUGGGUUGGUUGGAUUAUUGGUUUUGUUAUUGCUAUUUUUCUGUGUAAUUGUGUUCUUCGCUUUCAAGAAAUUUAUUAUACAUUUUAUCGUUCCCAAGCACAACCCCCUCCCCCUCCUCCAGAACCAGAAGCACCUCCACCUCCUUUCUUUUCUUGGUUCCGUCUUCCACGAGUUCGUGCUCCGUCAGUUAAAGAAGAAUAUGUUGUUUAUGAAGAGGAUGUCCCAACAGCCCCAACAAUAUCCCCACCAACUGCCGGCACUUCUCAUAGAAAAAAUAGAGACAGAACAUAUGAAGUAACAACAACCACAGAAUCCUUUCAUCGAACGAUAGUACCUCCAGGCACUUCACAACAACAGAGAAAUAAUAAAAAUGGAGUUAAUACUAAUGGAGGUAAUGGAAGUGGUGGGGGUGGUGGAUAUGCAGCUCCAUAUUAA
Molecule: messenger RNA, 819 nt
Organism: Meloidogyne enterolobii
Lineage: Eukaryota; Metazoa; Nematoda; Chromadorea; Rhabditida; Meloidogynidae
Source: the annotation of a GenBank genome assembly